CUGAUCACAUGACUGUGACAUCAUCGCAGGUCCUGCAGCCCCAGGAGGUGAGAUCUGCAGGCUCUCUAGUUUUCUUUUAAAAGACAAUGGUCCUUUUCAUCAAUGACCCACCAAGGAUGGAGAAGGACACAGACCUCAUGGCUGCGAGGAUAUUAGACCUCACCCUGGAGAUCAUCUCCUUGAUAACUGGAGAGGAUUACAAGGUAGUAAAGAAGUCGUUUGGUGAGUGUGUGACACCCUGUGUAUCAGGAGGACGUAGCAGGACCCAGAGCCCCAUCACCGAGCCUCCACCUCAUUCCCUGAUACAUGAGCAGAAGAUCCUAGAACUUACCACCAGGAUCACUGAGCUGCUGAGCGGAGAGGUUACUAUAAGGUGUCAGGAUGUCGCUGUCUAUUUCUCCAUGGAGGAGUGGGAGUAUUUAGAAGAACACAAGGAUCUGUACAAGAACAUCAUGAUGGAGAAUCCCCAGUCCCUCACAUCACCGGAUGAAUCCAGUCAGAGAAAUCCACCAGAGAGAUGUCCCAGUCCUCCGUAUUCCCAGGACUGUCCAGAGGAGAAACCAAAUAUCCCACUGGAUCAUCAGGAAAUGUCUGGUGAAAUGACAAGUGGACUCGAAGAUCCCGGAUCAGAGUCUGUAAAAGGUGAUGAGACGAGAGACUCCCAUGAACAUCUCCUUUUAUAUGAAGAAGUAGAAGAUAACAAUGUCACACAAGCUAAUUUAAUAAAUGCUAAUGUACCCUUAGACCUUCACAGUGGAGAGCUAUCUACCGAUACCGUUGGUCACAAGUAUCUUUUGUCCAAUCAAUCACCGAGUCAAUCACAGAAUCAGUCUAAACAAUCUGUGCAUGAAAUAAUUGAUAAAGAUAAAAUACCACUUUCAGGUUCAGAAUGUGAAAAGUAUUUUAGUCAGAAAUCAAACCUUGUGAAACAUCGAAGAAUUCACACAGGGGAGAAGCCAUUUUCAUGUUCGGAAUGUGGGAAAUGUUUUGCAAAGAAAUCAGAUGUUGUGGAUCAUCUAAGAACUCACACAGGGGAGAAGCCGUUUUCAUGUUCGGAAUGUGGGAAAUGUUUUAGUCGAAAAUCGGUUCUUAAAAAACACCAGAGAAUUCACACGGGAGAGAAGCCAUUUUCAUGUCCUGAAUGUGGGAAAUGUUUUUGCCAUAAAUCAGGCAUUUUGGAACAUCAAAAAACUCACACAGGAGAGAAGCCAUUUUCAUGUUCAGAAUGUGGCAAACGUUUCGGCUAUAAACCGGAUUUUGUUGAACAUCAAAGAACUCACACAGGGGAGAAACCGUUUUCCUGUCCUGAAUGUGAGAAAUGUUUUAGUCAGAAAAGAAAUCUUGUGAAACAUCAAAGAAUCCACACAGGGGAGAAGCCAUUUUCAUGUUUAAAAUGUGGGAAAUGUUUUAGACUCAAGUCGAUUCUUCUUUACCAUCAGAGAACUCACACAGCGGAGUAGCCAUUUCAUAUCCUAAAUGUGGAAAAUGUUUUGGCCAGAAAUCAGGCCUUUUGGAACAUCAAAGAACUCACAUAGGAGAGAAUCUAUUUCCGUGUGCUACUGUAGGAGAUAUUUUAGACAGAAAUCAAAUGUUAGAAAACAUCUAAAAGUUUACACAGGAGAGAGGCUAUUUUAAUGUUCUGAAUUUGCUAAUUUUUUUACACACAGAACAGGUUUUGCUGAACCUCGAAGAACUCGCACAGGUGCAACGUAAGAACUGUUGCAGGUGUGUGUCUUUAUUUUAAGACCUGCUGCCUAAGGAUGCCUUCUGUUGUACAAAUAUACUCCUUGUGGUAUAGCAGAACUGUAUAGGCAGAUGUCCCCAGAAAACCAGAGGCACGCUAUUACAACACUGAUCGUUUAGAGAACGCCACUAUGUCCGCAUGAUCAGUACUGUGGCUGUAACACAUACAACGCUUUCAGGAAGCCUUCAGAUCAUUUAUUUUUAUUUUUAUUUCAUUAUGCUGUGGCCUUGUGCUAAAAUAAAAAAUAAAUCAAGUUGUUCCCCGUCAUUCUGCACUCCAUACCCCAUAAUUAAAAAAGUUAAAACAGAAUGUUAGAAUUCUUAGCUAACUUACUGAAAGGGAAAAGCUAAAAUUUUGCAUUGAUAGAUGUAUUCAGACCCUUUACUCAGGACGUAGUUGAAGCCCCUUUGGCAGCAAUUACAGCCUACAGUCUUCUUGGGGAUGAUGCCAAAAGGUUUGCACACCAGGAUUUGGGGAUUUUUUGCCGUUCUGCUCUGCAGAUUCUCUCAAGCUCUGUGAGAUUGGAUUGGGAUGUCGGUGGACAGCCAUUUUCAGGUCUCUCCAGAAAUGUUCCAUUAGGUUCAGGGUUCUGGCUGGGCCACUUAAAGACAUUUAGAAAGUUGUCCCUAAGCUGCUCCUGUAUUGUCUUGGAUGUGUGCUUAAAGUAAUUGUCUUGUUGGAAGGUGACCCAUCAAUCCCAGGCUAAGAUCCAGGUCCACGUUUUUUAUUAAGAAUAUCUCUGGACUUUGCUCCAUUCAGCUUUACCUCAACCUUGACCAGUCUACCUAUUCCAGCUGCUGAAAUACACCCUCCCAGUAUGAUGCCAUCACUAUUCUUUAAUGUAGGGAUGGUAUUGGGCAGAUGAUCAGCAGUGCCUGGUUUCCUCCAGACAUGACGCUUAGAAUUGAGGGCAAAAAGUUUCCAUCUUGGUUUCAUCAAGCCAGAGAAUCUUAUUUUUUACAGUCACAGACUCCUUUAGGUGUUUUUAUAUUUUUUUUUAUUUUUUUUUUAACUCCAGGCGGGUAUUCAUGUGUCUUUUACUGAGGAGAGGCUGCUUUGUGGCUACUCUACCAUAAAGCCCAGAUUGGUGCAGGCUGCAGUGAUGGUUGACAUUCUGGAUGUUUCUCCCAUCUGCCCACAGGAUUUUUUUUUUUUUAUAGCAGAUAUGGAUAAAUGUUUCAACUCACUACAUUCCUGGUUAUACAGGUGCAUCUCAAUAAAUUAGAAUAUCAUUCAAAAGUUAAUUUUUAAGUUAUUUUACUAAUUAAGUUCAAAAAGAUAUAUAUUCUAUGGCUUACAGCUAAUAAAAACCCAAAAGUUAGCAUCUCAGAAAAUUAGAAUAUUAUAUAAGACCAAAUACAAUAUUCAUAUUUUAAUACAGAAUUCUGUACUUGGUCGGGGCUCCUUUUGUAUAAAUUACUACAUCACUGCAGCAUGGCAUGGAGGCGAUCAGCCUGUGGCACAGCUGAGAUGUUAUGGAAGAGCAGGUUGCUUUGAUAGUGGCUUUCAGCUCAUCUGCAUUGUUGGGUCUGGUGUCUCUAAUCUUCCCCUUGACAAUACUCCAUAGAUUCUCUAUGAGGUUUAGGUCAGGUGAGUUUACUGGCCAAUCAAGCACAGUGAUACCAUGGCUACACUGACUUUGGACUUGAUAUAACAUAGCGGACCUACACCAGCAGAUGACAUGGCUGCCCAAACCAUCACUGACUGUGGAGACCUCUAGCAGCUUGGAUUGUGGCCUCUCCACUCUUCUUCCAGACUCUGGGACCUUGAUUUCCAAAUGAAAUGCAAAAUUUACUUGCAUCUGAAAACAGGACUUUGGACGAUUGAGCAGCAGUCCAGUCCUUUUUCUCCUUAGCUAAGGUAAGACGCUUCUGACGUCGUCUCUGGUUCAUGAGUGGUUUGACCCAAGAAAUGUGACAGUUGUAGCCCAUGUCCUAGACAUGUCUGUGUGUAUGUGAUGGCUCUUGAAGCACUGACUCUAGCCGCAGUCCACUCCUUGUGACUCUCCCCCAAAUUCUUGAAUGACCUUUUCUUGACAUUCCUUUCAAGGCUGUAGUUAUUGCUGUUGCUUGUGCACCUUUUGAUAUCCACACUUUUCCUUCCACUCAAUUUACCAUUAAUAUGCUUGGAUACAGCACUCUGUGAACAGCCAGCUUCUUUAGCAAUGGCCUUUUGUGGAUUGCCCUCCAUGUUUAGGGUGACAAUGACUUGAAGUCAGCAGUCUUUCCCAUGAGUGUGUUGCCUACUGAACCAGACUGAGGUACCAAUCUUGGGAAACCUUUUUUAGGUGUUUUGUAUUGAUUAGCUGAUUAGAGUGUGACUCCAUGAAUCUACAAUAUAUAACUUUUUCACAAUAUUCUAAUUUUCUGAAAUACUGACUUUUUUGUUUUCAUUAGUUGUAAGCCAUAAUCAUCAGCACUAAAAUAAACGCUCAAAAAAGAUCACUGUGUGUAAUAAAUCUAUAAUAUGAGUUUCACUUUUUCAAUUGAACUACUGAAAUAAAUUAGGGUUAUCCUAGUCCAUCCUUCAUACUUCACUCCAGUUCAUACACUUGUGCAUAUUAAAAUUGCCAUCCACAGCAACAAAAGUGGUGAAUAAAACAGACCAAUAGAGCAUCUGUUUUUAUGGAGAUGAGUGUUGGAAGUAUGUUGUGCACCAGGAGGAGCUCAGGCAGAGUAACCAUUGGAUUCUUGGUGACCUCUGUUACCAAUGCCCUCCUUCCCUAUUACUUAGUUUUGUGGGGCGACCAGCUCUAGGAAGAGUCCUGCUUGUUCCAAACUCUUUCCAUUUAAGAAUUAUUGAGGACAGUGUGUUCUCGGUUCUGAGGUUUCAGCGGAGCAGAAUCUUUUUUUGUACCCUUCUCCAGAUCUGUUUCCACACACAAUACUAUCCCUGAACUCUACAGGCAAAUCUUUCCUCCUCAUGUCUUGGUAUUUGUUCUGAUAUGCAUUGUCAGCUGUGAGACCUUAUAUAGACAGGACUGUGUCUUUCUAAAUAAUUUCCAAUCCACUGCAUUUACCACAGAUGACUCCAAUCAAGGUGUAGAAACAUCUCAAAGAUAAUCCAGAGAAAUGGGAUGCCCCCGAGCUAAAUGUCAGUCAUAGCAAAAGGGUCUGAAUACUUACUGUG
Bufo gargarizans (Asiatic toad) is the source of this 4873-nucleotide messenger RNA. RefSeq names its product oocyte zinc finger protein XlCOF8.4-like. Gene Ontology annotation, biological process: regulation of DNA-templated transcription. The transcript has 7 exons. The record is from RefSeq and is a predicted model, not a curated record. NCBI's taxonomy places the organism in Eukaryota, Metazoa, Chordata, Amphibia, Anura, Bufonidae. Bases 87 to 1460 code for a protein of 457 amino acids.